This is a messenger RNA of Dichomitus squalens LYAD-421 SS1, 2760 nucleotides long. RefSeq lists its product as uncharacterized. Gene Ontology annotation, molecular function: actin binding. Bases 1 to 2760 code for a protein of 919 amino acids. The transcript is spliced from 3 exons. Gene Ontology annotation, biological process: actin cytoskeleton organization. The record is from RefSeq and is a predicted model, not a curated record. NCBI's taxonomy places the organism in Eukaryota, Fungi, Basidiomycota, Agaricomycetes, Polyporales, Polyporaceae.
AUGGACGCGCCCUCCCCAAACGCCAUCAACCCAUCCGUACCCCGUCAGCGCUCCUCGCCCGCGAACGAACAUUCUCUCGCUCAGUCCCCCAUGUCUCAACAGCAGCCAUACCCGUAUCCCGUCCAGCAGCAGCAGGCGGCUUGGGCCCCGCCUCCCCAGCAGUUCUACCCUCAGUUCUAUCAAAACCCCCAUCAGCAGCCGUACCCGAUGCAUGGCCAUCCUGGCCAUCCUCCGCAGGGACAGAUGCCUUACUACGAUCCUGCCAACGCCCAGCUCGCUCAGUGGGCGUACCAGCAGAUGAUGUUUAACGCACAGCAGCAGGCGCAUCAAAUGUCCCAGAUGAACGGCAUGAACAGUCAACGAGGGCGCAACGGUGGGAACCCAAAUCCCGACUACUUUGCACAGAGCCCUAUGUCUGGCUUCAGCCCGUUCCCCAGUGGCACGCCGCCUCCUCCCCAUCCCUCCCAGCUGCCGAUGGGCUACUCUCCUACUCCUUCCGAGCAGGGUUCCCAGUAUGCAGGCUACCAUCCCUACCGCCGCCCACAGCGUCAAGGUUCGUCCAACCAUGAUCCCGACUGGCGUUCCGGAUCACAGCAUUCCGGACCGUUCAAGCCUCCUUACGCACACGCAGACGCAGCUGGCUCCUCGACUUCGGUCAAUUCUGGCUCUUCUCAAUCUGGUAGUCAACGGCAACGCACAAAUAGCAACCAGGGCCCGAGCGCUGGUGGCAGCGGUUCUGCGCCCUCCCCAGCACACUCACAUUCCAAACAGGCUAGUAGCAGAUCCAACACCUCUGGUUCAACGCCCCCGCCUGCCACCAACGGUGCUGCACCGCCUCCCCGUGUUCACCAACGCACCGGUUCGUCCUCAUCCAACGCAUCUGCCAGGCUCGCUGCACCCUCCACCACUCCGACGUCAUCAAACGCUGCCCCAGUCAACCUGCGAAAACCGUCUCCGUUGUCCCAAGGCACGUUUACGGCGGCCGAGAAACGCAUGUCACGAGACGACAGUGAUCUGGCUGCGAUGCUCGAGACCUCGGGUGGACCUCGGAGUAGCGGUCUGAAAGGGCGGCUACGACGGGCGCUCUCCCUGAAUGCCAACGCGACGCUGCACGAGGAGGCCGACGAGGAUGUGACGACCAGGCUUAAUACUCCUCGCCCAAGCCAGUCCAGCAUCGGCUCGAGCGCGACGCUUGCCAUGGAUGACGGUGACUCGACGGCCACGGUUCAGAAAAAGAAGUCGCGGUCGUUGUUCAACAACAAGUUCAAUCGCUCGACGGACAACAUCUCCCUUUCGUCGACGAUGUCGUCCGCCUCGAUGGUCAUCAGGAAGCUCGGUUCGAUCGGGAAGCUUGCGCGGCGGAACUCGCUCGCGGGCAUCACGUCCCUGUUUAAGGACAAGAAGGACAAGGACGAGGAGGAGGGCGCCACGGGAAAGAAGGACAAAGACAAGAAGAAGAAGAAGGGCGAGAAGGCGGCCGCUGCUGACCCCAGUGUCUCCCAUGUCACCGCUGAGCUUGACCGUUCUGACUGGACCUCGAGCCCGGACAUGGCUGGCCUGAGUCCCGCUGCACGUCUCGCGCGGCAGCACACGCUCAAGACCAACGCCGAGGCGGCUGCAAAGGCCAAGGCUGAGGCUGAGGCCCGGGCCGCCGCGCAGGCUCAGGGUGCGAACUUGCCGACCACUUGGGAGAAGAACACGACGAACAGACAGGGCGAGAACUCCCCCGCCAAGAUCGGGAGCUCGUCGAAGGUUGGUGAAAACGGGAUGCGCGUCGUCGUCGAGCAUGAUGAUUCGGACAGCGGGAGUGACGGUGGGCAUGAUAAUCAUGCUCAGAGCUAUAACAUCGAGGGCUGGGAGGAUGACGAAGACUGGGGCGAGGCACAUGAGGACGAGGAUGUUACUAUCAGGCAGGCGUUGGACAACGCGAGUUUGGAGGAGGAUGAGGACAUGGAGCCUUGGGCUAUCAACGUCCGCCGGAGUAUCGAGCGGACGCGUAAGCCGGCGAAGGGCAUCCUGAAGAAACCCGCAGACGGGACGGACUACACCCAGGACGCCUACCUCCCGCCGAACCCGUCGUUCACGAGGACACGGUCGAACUCGUACGACUCGGCCCCGCCCUCAACAGAGCUGCCGCCGCUCGGUCACCUCCCGGCAUCGGACCCUGCGCAGAUCGAUGGGCUGCACAAAUCUCAUGGAUCGGCCAACGGACACUCUCCGCAGACUUCGACCACCUUCCUUCCUCCUUUGUCGUUCGACUCGAAAGGAUUGGCACUAGAGUCCCCGACGAAGGAAGGUCCGGCCGAGCCCGCCUCCGUGUCGGAGAAGGGUACACUGUUCACCCACCCGAACUCUUCCGCUCCAGCGCUGUCAACCAUAUCCUCGGCCAACCCUCCCACACUCACACAUCGCUCCGCCACGGCGCCUGCGAAGCGUCUGGCGUUCGCAUCGAAUCUGUCCGUGUACGACACCUUCCCGGCAACAGUGUACGACAGGCGUAGCGAGCCCGCGACGUGGAGCAGGUUAACGCCGGCGCUGGCGCAGCGUAUCAAGGAAGAGCUUAACUCGUAUAAGAUGGAGGAGAUGGAGGUGCACGCCGCUAGUCGUGUCCAGUACGUCUCUCUAUCCUUUUUACGCGGUGAUCGUUGCUCAUGCCUUCAUGCUGCCGCAGUACACAAUUCUUUGUAUGACGCGGCGGACGUGAUUUGGUCGUUCUCGUCUCGUGUCGCUUUAAUCUUUUGCUGUCCAUCUUACGCUUGA